This is a messenger RNA of Drosophila takahashii, 810 nucleotides long. RefSeq names its product whipple (gene whip). The record is from RefSeq and is a predicted model, not a curated record. Lineage: Eukaryota; Metazoa; Arthropoda; Insecta; Diptera; Drosophilidae.
UCAUCCAUAUAAUGAAUCGUUCAUUUCGUUGUGUCCCAUUUUUAAUCAAGCAACAGGCUUCCAAAUCGAACGUUUCCCUUUAGACAUUUCCGAACAGAACAGAACCGAGCAGACCCCAAGCACACAGGGAUAUCAAGCAGCCGAAGGAGCCAGAGAGAACUGAACUGCAGAGGAUCUAGGAUCAUGGCUACCUCCGUUUUGGCCACGAUGUGUGCGGAGCGCUUGACCAAGCUCCUGGUCCGCUACUCCCGCGCCCAGCCGGUGGUGCGAAAUCAGUCGCAGUGCGUGGACAAGGUGCUGAGUCCUUUGCCCAGGAGUGAAGCCACCAUGGCCUACUUGAAGCCAGCUGCUUGCCCAGCGCCUCCCCAAGCCAAACAGACGAACACCGCAGCAAAGUGGCAGCCGAUGGGCAGCAUCACGAGCAUUGGCCAGAGAUUCCAGCGCGAGGCCAUCGAACCGCGACGUCUGAGCUUCUCGAGAAAUCAAGCCGUCUUUCCCAACAAAUCGAGGGGUUUGGAGGACUGGAAGCAACUGGGAAGCGGACGUUACUCAGCUCCAUUCGCCGGCAUUUUCCAGGGUCAGAAGAAAUCCUUUACCCAACAAACCCUUGCCUUCGAUCGCCAAAAGCUGUAUCGGGACUGCUAUUAACCGAACACACAGGGAUGCUCUUCGACCUCCUGAUGCCAAACUUCAUUCGCAGCUCAGCCACAACACUUUGAUCUUCAGUGUUCUGACUGAGUUGCGACUGAGAGUGGCAGCAUGUGCCCAAGACUGCCCCCCAUUCGACGUAUUAAAGAUGUCUCGUGUUCA